UCCCGCACCGUAGAUAACCCGGAAAUACCGUCAUUGCCCCGCUGUCCCUGCUGGUCCUCGUCUUUCUCUGUCUCUGUCUUCAUAAAGCGGUCAGUCUGAGCGCUGCUUCUCCGUCGGAAAGAACAACACUUGUCAUAGUUAGAGACUGAGAAAUUAUUCUUCACAAUGUUUCUCACCCUCACCCUGCUGCGGAAAGGAAUCUCUGGGAAGCAGUGGAUCGGAAAGUAUCGGCGUCCACGGCAAAUUACCUGGCAGAUGAAACGCAAUACGCUGGUCCAUCUGGAGCGCGAGGCCGAGAACGAAUACUGGAUCAGUCGGCCGUACAUGACUGCGGAGCAGGAGCACGGCCACGCCGCAGAGCGCAGAGCCCAGAACUGGCUUAAGAUCAAGGAGGCCAAAUUUGCCAAAUUCCCUGAACACAAAAACAUCACAGAUCACCUGAGUCAUCUCAAAAUCACCAAGACAUGGUGAAGUUAAUAUGAGCAGAGAAAUGACGUGCAAAGACUGUCCUUAUAAUGUAACAACGUAGGAUGACGUGUGCAAGAAAGCUCUGGUUCAUUACGUGUAGUAAUGUACAGCGAGACCACAAUAGACUGUUUUAACAAAUCUGUGAGCUGUUUGUGGUUCUGUAUCACAGACUGAAUCCACACUGCAACAGGACUGAAGCUGCUCCACAUUCAGGGCUGCUCAUUUGGAUAAAAACUGCUUAAUGUUCAAUCUGUGGGUCCUUUUUUUAGCACUCAUUAACAAAAUAUACUUACAGGGGUUCCCACUGGUUAUAAAUUCUCCAUAAUUAUAUGAUCUGCUGAAGUAAUCCAUGAGGAAAAUGUUUGAGGAAUUAUUUAAACUGUUUGGGGAGGUUGGGGCAAAAUUAUGUAAUUUUACGAAGGGUUAAUUUCACUAUAAAAUAACUGAAUGCGUUCUACUGUUCUACAUUUCAUGUGUUAAAGGGUUGUGACUGUCAUUGAGCCCAAUUGUCGCUGGAAUUAAACAUUUAAUCCCUUUGAACCUUUUGAAGUUACAAAACAUUUUCAGAGUUCACUCUCUCUCUCACUUCAUUAAUGGAUUCAUAAAAUGUAACAUUUGUGCCA
Molecule: messenger RNA, 1091 nt
Organism: Morone saxatilis (striped sea-bass)
Lineage: Eukaryota; Metazoa; Chordata; Actinopteri; Moronidae
Gene: mrpl57
Product: mitochondrial ribosomal protein L57
Exons: 2
Coding region: 166-471 (101 amino acids)
Biological process (GO): mitochondrial translation
Cellular component (GO): mitochondrial ribosome
Molecular function (GO): structural constituent of ribosome
Source: RefSeq, a predicted model, not a curated record